Lacerta agilis (Sand lizard) is the source of this 1528-nucleotide messenger RNA. RefSeq names its product synaptonemal complex protein 1-like. Lineage: Eukaryota; Metazoa; Chordata; Lepidosauria; Squamata; Lacertidae. Gene Ontology annotation, molecular function: double-stranded DNA binding. The transcript is spliced from 13 exons. Gene Ontology annotation, biological process: lateral element assembly; chiasma assembly; meiotic DNA repair synthesis. Bases 17 to 1228 code for a protein of 403 amino acids. Gene Ontology annotation, cellular component: central element; transverse filament; synaptonemal complex. The record is from RefSeq and is a predicted model, not a curated record.
GUGCCUAAAAGAAGAGAUGAAAAAGAAAAAUGAAGAGGCAAAAAGCAAACUUGAUGAAAGCGAAGACAAUAUUAGAAACAUUGAAAAUGAAAUUUCUAAAAAGGAAAAACAACUGAAAACAUUUGAAAGCAAGAUUAACAGUUUAAAGAAACAAAUUGAAACAAAAUCCAGGAAUAUUGAAGAAUUGCAGCAAGACAACAAGGCUUUACGAAAGAAAGUUGCAACAGAGAGCAAGCAAUCCAGUAUUAUGGAAGAAAAAGUGAAUAAAUUACAAUUGGAGUUGGAAAGUAUGAAGAAAUUGCAUAAAGAAACAACUGACAACUAUAAAAAUGAAAUAGAGAAGGCUAGAGCAGUGGAAGAAAAACUUUUCAAAGAGGCAGAGAGCAUGAAAUCUGUAGCUGAUGAAGCAGUAGCAAAGCAGAAAGAAAUCGACAUUCAGUGUCAGCACAAAAUAACUGAAAUGGUAGCACUUAUGGAAAAGCAUAAGCAUCAAUAUGAUAAGACAGUUGAAGAAAAAGAUGCAGUAUUAGAAUGCUAUAAGACAAAAGAACAAGAGGUAUCAUCAACAAUAGGAUCUUUGAAAAGUGAACUUUCCAAUAAGAAAAAGGAACUCUCCUCCCUUCAGGAGCAGCUUAAAAUAGAAAUGGAAGAGAAGGAAAAGCUAGCAAGAGAGACAAAUAAAGGUGACAUUUCUAAAAAAGAAAAAAGGCAUCAGAAAACACAAACAUCCUUUUUGGAAACACAUAAAACCAGUAGUCUAGAUUCUCCAUCUCUUCAUUCCAAAAAGAAAAUGUCCCAAAAUUUUACACCUGCUAAUGUGAACAAAGAGAAGUCUUCUUGGACACCUGCCAGGACUUACACUGUGAAAACACCUCCAAAAUCUAAAUUGCUAAGAGAAAGCACCAGCCUACUUUCAGAAGAAGUAACAAAGAAAAAAAGAAAAGUUCUUUUGGAACUGGAUACUCAGUCAGAUACCUCUGAGAACAAUGACCUCCUGAGCAUCGUGUCAGAGGAAGAAAUGUUUAAAAAGCUGUAUAAAGAUUAUCCACAAACUUCUCGCCUAUGUGUCUUAACACCAAAAAAGGUUCACAUGCCACCAACUUUGAAAACUCCUGGAUCUGUGGUUAAGGUUGCAGCUUUAAGAAAGAUGCGAGAUGCUGGAUGGACUGCUAUCUCCAAAGUGGAUAGAAAGGAAAAAAUGAAAGAAGCUGAAAAACUUUUUGCAUAAGUGAAACUUACUGUAAUGUUGAACUAAUUGUUUAGUUUACCAUAUUUGAAUACUCUGCCUUCAUUACAUUUUUGUUCCAGUAACUUUUUUUUUAAAAAAAGAUAGUGUGUCCCGAGUCUGUUAAAAGGGCCGGAAGUGUUGGAGUAAUUUAAAUAUUAUAAGUUUCCCCAAGAUCUUAUGUUCUGAUCUAUCUCCUGUAGGUACAGGUGCAUGUGUGGAAAAGAAUCAAUGUAGGGCUCAGUAGAGUCCUUUCUUCCCAUCACUCCCUUGCUGGAUCUAGGGUACUUUUGCACAGGGCCA